ACCCAUCAGUAGCUGUAGCCUGUAGUCUCUGCCCCUUUCGUCUGUUAAAUGGACAUAAAGAGAGGAACGGGUAUGAAAGACGUAUCCAAGAACAUGCGACUUACAGGAAUAAAAAACUUCGUUGUUCCGGGUCUUUUUCACCGGAUCGAUUGUCUUAAAUGUUAGCUACUAAGCUAAUCAAGCUAGCUAACAAGCUACAGGGAGCUCACAGGAAGAAGAGCAGAGGGGGAUACUUGAUGUAUCUUCAUGGAUUCAACUUCUGCAGCUGCAAAAGCAGCAUGGCGUGUAGGUGACAGUUGUCUGGCUCCUGACCCUAAAGAUGGCACCCUGAGAGCAGCCACUAUCCAGAAACUGACCUCCAUCUCCCAUAGUAAUGACACAGCAUGGGUAAUCUUCAAUAAUAAAAAUGCAGAAGAAAAAGAAGAAGAGGAAAAGGAAGAGAAGGCUGUACCUGUCUCAAAACUCACGAGGCCAGGCAUGAACCACUUCAUACAGGAGAAACCUGUGUUUCCCAGCAGCGUCACAGAGCCCGGUCACUGCGUCCCCUUGGAGCUCAGUGAUGCUGAUGAAGACAGAGUCCCAUACACUAUCAACAGAUACCUGAGGGAUUACCAGAGGGAAGGCAUCAGGUUCAUUUACAACAACUACAUCCGUUCCAGAGGUUGUAUCCUGGGUGACGAUAUGGGCCUUGGAAAAACUGUGCAGGUUAUUGGUUUUCUUGCUGCUGUGUUGCACAAAACAGGCACAUGGGAGGACAUCGAGAACAACAGGCCUCAGUUUCUCCAGAGUCAGAUGCCCUCGAAGCAAAGUAGUCCCAGCAAAGUGUUUCUCAUUGUGGCCCCAUUAUCAGUGCUUUAUAAUUGGAAAGAUGAACUGGACAUGUGGGGUCACUUCCAGUGUGUGGUGGUCCAUGGGCUGAGGAAAGAAGAGGAGCUGGCUCGCAUCAAGAAGGGACGGAUUGAGAUAGCUCUAACUACCUAUGAGACUCUUCGCCUCUGCCUGGAUCAGUUUAACAACAUAGACUGGUCUGCUGUAGUUGUGGAUGAAGCCCACAAAAUAAAAAAUCCAAACUCUCAAAUCACUCAGGCCAUGAAGGAGCUGAGAUGUAAGAUCAGGAUUGGUCUCACUGGCACCAUCUUACAGAACAACCUCGAGGAGCUGUGGUGUGUUAUGGAUUGGGCCAUACCUGGUUGUCUCGGCCGUUUGGGGCAUUUCAAGAACCAGUUUUCAGAUCCCAUUGAACAAGGGCAGCGGCACAAUGCAACGAAACGUGCCCUAGCUACAGGGAGGAAGACUGUCAGAGCCCUUGUGAGGAAGAUUUCUCACUGGUUCCUUAGACGGACUAAAGCUCUCAUCGGAGAACAACUGCCCAAGAAGGACGACAGAGUGGUGUAUUGCUCUCUGACAGACUUUCAGCAGACUGUGUAUCAGACAGUGCUGGACACUGAUGAUGUGACGUUACUGUUGAGGUCUUCGGAGAAAUGUGAUUGUCAGAGUGGACGCACCCGCAGAAGAUGCUGCUAUAAAACAAACUCAGAGGGUGUUCCAGUGAAGCACCUGUACUUUAGCUACCUGGCCAUAUUGAGGAAGGUCGCUAACCAUACAGCACUGCUUCAGUCCACUGCAGGCAUCAGCAAAAAGCAGGAAAAGUAUGUCGGUGCCAUUUGUGCAAAGGUAUUCCAGAAGUUUCCGGACUUUGUGCAGAGAUGCAAAACUGAAGCGUUUGAAGCCCUGUCGGACCCGAUGUACAGUGGAAAGAUGAAGGUUUUGCAGAAGCUCUUCAGGCAUUACCUGCAAAAGAGACAUAAAGUACUUGUUUUUUCUCUCUCGACAAAACUGUUAGAUGUGCUGGAGAGCUACUGCAUGGCAGAGGGGCUGGACUUCAGCAGGUUGGAUGGGUCCACCAAAUCCAAAGAGAGGCUGCAGAUUGUCAAAGACUUCAACAGCUCCUCUCACGUCAACCUGUGCCUGGUUUCCACAAUGGCAGGUGGUCUUGGUCUGAAUUUCGUCGGUGCUAAUGUGGUGGUGCUGUUCGAUCCCACCUGGAACCCAGCCAAUGACCUUCAGGCUAUUGACAGGGCAUAUCGUAUCGGCCAGUGCAGGGACGUGACUGUUCUCAGGCUCAUCUCCUUGGGGACUGUAGAGGAGAUUAUAUACCUCAGACAAGUUUACAAGCAGCAACUGCAGUCGUCAGUCAUCGGUAAGGAGAGUGCCCGGAGGUAUUUUGAGGCAGUGCAAGGGCGUGGUGUCCAUAGGGGUGAACUGUUUGGGAUCAAAAACCUCUUCAGGCUGCAGACCCAAGGGACGUGUCUCACCCGCAAGAUUCUAGAGCGUGAAGGGCGGGUGGAGGCCGGCGUAAUGACAACGAGCAUGCACAGAGGCGAAGAGAAGGAGGAGGGGGAGGAGGAGGAGGUGACGACUGGAGUUAGCAAACGUGAAGAUGCUUCAGCUACAGAUGGUCCCGUACCAAGUAAUGAUCCGACAAAAGAGGACAGAGGUGUAACGAAGGUCCCCACAGGGGUACUGGACUUCAGCAGUGGGAGCGAAGAGGAGGAGGAGGAGGAGGAGCAGCGGCUUAGGAGGAACACCGGUGCAGAUGAAGGCAGUAGGACUGGGGGUUCUUCCGCUGCUCCUGGUCGAAUGAGUCUCCUCCAGCACGGUUUCUCCAGACUCCUCGAAAGAGUCAUAGAGAAACCAGAUCUGAGCGAAGAGGACAGUGCUGAAGGAAGCCCCUUGGAGGAAUAUGCAGAGGAUCAGAAGGGGGAGAACACCUCCAAUGGCGCUGGUGGUCUCCCUAAAUUGGGAACAACAAACUGGGACACAUUUAGGGAUUCAGACAGAGAAAAUGAAAAAGGUGCAAGGCAAGACAAGGUGUCUCUGUUGAAAGAAAAUGAUGAUGCUAUAAGAAGGAGGCAGAGCCUGAAACGAUGCAUAGAUGAAAAAAUGACAGUGAAUGAGAAGAGCGAUGAAAACUCUUCACCAAAUAAAAAGAAAGCCAACAAGCUCAGAAUGCACCACUUGGAGGGUUACUCUGACGAGUCUGAGGAUUUUGACCUAGAGGCAAAGGAGGAUGCUUCACAUUCACGCGACAGAAGAGGAGAUAGAGGGGGAGGAUGUCUAGGCCGCAACAGAAAGAGGCAACAUGCGAGUGUGAGGAACAUGCUAAGAUCCAAAUACACAGAAUACAUUGAGACAUUCACUUCUUCAGAGGAUGAGUGCACAACUGCACGGACAGAAAGGUCCAGAGUUGGGCGAAGAGCAGCAACGGACACAAAAGAAAGGCAUGUUUCAAGAGGUGUUUCAUUUACCAGUCUGAAAGGUCAGACAUCCAAAGAAAAUAACGUAACUAUCGACGGUGUGCUUGAGGGCGUACGGGAGGUGGCGUAUACCCAUUCGAACCAGCGCGUUGUUGGUGGGAGCAAAGCGGAGGAUCUCAUCAGCAGAGCUGCUGUUCGGGAUGUUUUUCAACGCAAAAUUUACUCUCAGCUCCCGGCCAAUCAGGUUCUAAACACCGAGGAGAGCCUGUCGUUGAGCCUACCCGACAGUCAGCCCUGCUCUGCCACCCCCGCGCUGCGGACGCUCAGCGUGGAUCAUCCAGUCACCUUUAAUAGCAAGAGUGUGCACCGCACCAGACACACCACCAUCAUCAUUGGAGAGACUCCCAAGGCCAUAUGCAGGCAGCAGCUUGAGGAAAUGGCAGAAAAAUUCCAAUUUCCCUCAGCCCGUGAGUUUGCGAAGGAGAUUCUGCGCACAAACUCAACCCUGAGACUAGCCUGGCUACAGCAGUACUACACUUCACUGAAUGACCCCAACCUUGCCGCUGCAGUCACAAACAACUUCCCGCAAACUGUUUCAGCACAAACCUCCUCCUCCGUUUCAGCUGCUUCCUCUUCACUCUCCACAAAAACAGCUGCCCCAAAAUGCCACACAAACACCAGGACCUCACAAAAGGAAUUUCCACAUGCUGCAAAAAUUCCCCAAAACACCCCGAAGAAUUGGCAAUGCAGAAAAAGACACGAGACUCCACAAAACAUUGUUUCUUUGACAGAGAAAAAUGCUAGAAUCCCAGGAAAUGAUGUUCGAGAACCCUUCAAAAAGAAAAAGGUUUCACAGAAGAAUGCUGUAGAACCUAAAAGCGAUGUUCUAAACCCUGAGUCAGGGGACCAGGAGGAGACGGACUGCAGUGCCAGAGGACACAAGCGGACAAAGAGGGAUAGUGUUUCUAAUUCUGGAGCCUUCAGAGCUGGUGGUGGUCUUGGCGUGCAUCAGGCCAGCAGCAGUGGUCUGGGGUCUGGGGAGGCUGCUGCUUUCCUGAACCGCACAGACAGAGAUACCCCUUCUUCUUCAGACCUCAGCCAUGGCAAGUCCACCAUGGUAUCCAAACCCACAGCGCAAGGACUGGAGCGGGAACUCAAAUCAUCUUCGCCGAUGAGUGAAGCUAUGCAAGAGCAGAGCGAAAACCUUCAGGCUCCUUCCUCUUCCAGCACUUGCUCGUUGCUUACGGAUCUGAUUGGAGAUACCUCAAUACUUGAUGACUUGCUGAAACCCAAAUCAAGGAGUGUACAACGGAGGAGCGCACUAAAAACAACCCCCGCAGGUGCCGGCUCACCUUCGCUUCUCACCGGAAUCGCUUUUGAUCCCGAUUCAAGCUCACCCAGACAAACCACACAGCAGGUUAAAACAACAGAGCUGGCAAUGAAAGGCGGUCGCAAAGACUUCUGGGACAUCCUGAAUGAAGGCAAUGAGGAGAGUAUCAACAGAUUAACAGACCCAGAAGAAAUACAGAGAGUUUGCAUCAACACUAACAUUGCAGCUAGAAGUAGGUCUGGACAGAAAGACACCGCAAGUCUAUGGAAAACUAAUGAGAAGUUCCUGUGGAGGAAAUAAUACAGACCAUAUAUUUUAGCUCUUUUAGUCUUUAAAACCAUACCGAGCUUUCCUACAUCUGGUGAUGCGAUUGAUGUGAUGAUUUAAAAUUCCAUAUCAUCAAUUAAUUUUUUAUGUGUCUUUUUUUAUUUACAUAUGUGAAAAUAUUCUCUGUUCACUGUUAGAGACGGGACCAGAAUGUUAUUCAAAUAAACAGGGUGUUAACCACUCUGGAAAUGGGA
Mugil cephalus (flathead mullet) is the source of this 5108-nucleotide messenger RNA. RefSeq names its product excision repair cross-complementation group 6-like 2 (gene ercc6l2). The record is from RefSeq and is a predicted model, not a curated record. The coding region runs from base 247 to 4887 and encodes 1546 amino acids. Gene Ontology annotation, molecular function: ATP-dependent chromatin remodeler activity; ATP binding. Lineage: Eukaryota; Metazoa; Chordata; Actinopteri; Mugiliformes; Mugilidae. The transcript has 20 exons.